AUGGCCCCUCCACGACGGAACCUCCUCCCAAAGGACCGGUUCGCAUACUCAUUCAGCGGCCUUAAAACUCAGAGCUAUACUGAGCCUGUUCCUCGAGGCGCCGGAUCUCCCACGAUCCGAACUAUAGCAUGGAAUCCUACCGGUCAGCUCAUUGCUACCGGCUCCGCAAAUCGUACCCUUCGUAUCUGGAACCCCGAGCGCGCGCAAGUGAAACAUUCGACCGAGCUCCGCGGUCAUGCCGCGGGCAUCGAGAAAGUCCUCUUCAACCCGGUCCGGGACUCAGAAUUGGCUAGUUGCUCGACUGAUGGCACUGUGCGGGUUUGGGAUGUUCGGUCUAAGCACUGCGUGAGCCAGCUUGACGUCGGAGGCGAGGCGUUCACCAUGUCCUGGUCUGCCGAUGGCAGCGUGUUGAUGGUCGGAAGGAAGGACGAUACCUUGGUCCCUAUCUCUAUCGAAUCGCCCUCCACCCCGACGAUCCUUGACGGAGCACCCGCCACGACUACCUCUACCUCCAAACCUCCCCUCGUCCCAUCGAUCUACAAGACCCUCGAUCCGCACCCUCAACCGAUCCAGACCAACGCGACCACCUUCUCCAACCACAUCGCCACCCCUACCUCGCCCGAUCUGCACCUCUUCGCCACGACAGGCGAAGGCACCGUCAAGGUCUUCUCCUACCCUUCCUUCAACAUCAUGCACACCCUGAACGCCCACACAUCCGCCUGCCUGGCCAUCGCCCUCGCGCCGACAGGCCGCUACCUCGCCGUCGGCGGCAGCGACGCCCUGAUCUCCCUCUGGGACACGACGGACUGGAUCUGCCGCCGCACCGUGUCGAGCAACAACGGCGGUGCGAUCCGCGGCGUGAGCUGGAGCUUCGACGGCCGCUUUAUCUGCGGCGCCUGCGACGAGGCAAAUCACGGCGGUAACGGCAUCGAGAUCUUCCAUGCCGAGACCGGCGAGAGCGUGUAUACUGUUCCGACGGGCGGCGGUGCGAACUCGGGCAUCCCCGCCGUGGCGUGGCAUCCGUCGCGGUACUGGUUGGCGUAUUCGAUGAUGGGCGAUGGUCCUGGCAGCUCGGGGCAGGGUGGGUUGAAGAUCGUGGGUGCGGCCGGUGGUGGGUUGUAG
Messenger RNA from Aspergillus melleus, 1122 nucleotides. Its product is annotated as WD repeat-containing protein. Lineage: Eukaryota; Fungi; Ascomycota; Eurotiomycetes; Eurotiales; Aspergillaceae. The record is from RefSeq and is a predicted model, not a curated record. The transcript has 3 exons. Gene Ontology annotation, cellular component: THO complex part of transcription export complex. Gene Ontology annotation, biological process: mRNA export from nucleus. Gene Ontology annotation, molecular function: protein binding. The coding region runs from base 1 to 1122 and encodes 373 amino acids.